AUUUCAAAAAUUAAUGCCAAUAUUUUCAGGUGAUAAUCUUGAAGUCCAAAUCAAUCCAGAAUUAAAUGAAGGGGAAAAACUUCAUGUACUGGUAACACAUGAUGGAUUGAAAGCUGGCUGGAUGCCUGAAGGAGAACAACCAUUGAAAAAAAAGGACAAGGCAGAUCAGUCCAUAUAA
This is a messenger RNA of Entrophospora candida, 178 nucleotides long. The record is from the annotation of a GenBank genome assembly. NCBI's taxonomy places the organism in Eukaryota, Fungi, Glomeromycota, Glomeromycetes, Entrophosporales, Entrophosporaceae.